Ipomoea nil (Japanese morning glory) is the source of this 735-nucleotide messenger RNA. RefSeq names its product extensin-3-like. Lineage: Eukaryota; Viridiplantae; Streptophyta; Magnoliopsida; Solanales; Convolvulaceae. The record is from RefSeq and is a predicted model, not a curated record. Bases 1 to 735 code for a protein of 244 amino acids. The transcript has a single exon.
AUGAUGAAGGCUGCUUGUUGUUCGGAGUCAGCGGCGGCGCCUCCACCAAAGUCAAUAUUAAAAACGCCAGCGGCACCACCCAAUGAAGCUGCGCCGCCUCCUCCGCCGCCGGAGCCUCCAAAGAAAGUCGAGUUUGCACCGCCGCAACAGCCUCCCAAUGAAAGCGUACACCCACCCGCGGCCAAUAAUGAAGUUGCUCCGCUUGUUGAUCCGCGCUCCGGUCACUGCCACGGCCGCGCGUUCCACCCAAUCGCGCACCCGUUUCCGCCGCCGGUCCACAUGAGAGGGUGUUGGGAAGACAUCGACCCGCCGCUUUCGAGGAUUCCGAGGUUGGAAAACAUUGAUGCGCAGCUUGCAAGGGGAUAUAGGCCGAAUGAGUUCUACUACGAUGCCCAUUACUAUGGGUAUCCGCCGCCGAGGGAUUAUUACAACCACCGUCACCGCCACAGACGCCACAACUACCACUAUGGACCGCCGCCAAUGGAAUACGACUUCCACCACCACCCACGCGGUGGACCGCCGCCUAUUGAAUACGACUUCCACCAACACCGCCGCGGUGGACCGCCGCCUAUGGAAUACGACUUCCACCACCACCGCCGCGGUGGACCGCCGCCUAUGGAAUACGACCUCUACCACCACCACCGCAGUGGACCGCCGGUACCACCACCACCACAUGCGUAUUGCCCAUAUAAUUACUUUAGUGAUGAGAAUCCCAAUGGUUGUAGCGUUAUGUGA